Messenger RNA from Knipowitschia caucasica, 9027 nucleotides. The record is from the annotation of a GenBank genome assembly. Lineage: Eukaryota; Metazoa; Chordata; Actinopteri; Gobiiformes; Gobiidae.
AUGGGGAACUCAGAGAGCGGCUGUGGGGGGGCCAGCGGGGACGAGGAGGACGUGGAGACGGAGAGUCCAGGUUUCGCGGAAGACAGUCCGGCCUCUGCGGCCACUGGCGGAGGCACUGGGACCGGCAGAAGCGGAAGAGGACCAAAUGGCCUGUCAGUACCCACGGCUGGACCACCAAGUCCCGAGGCUCUGCUGGAACAGGUCAAACUGAGGGAAGCUGCGGCUCGUAUUAGCGACUCAGGGGCGGCGAUACCCGAGUCUGUUUUGGCUGGGAACGAAAGCGUCCUUGUGCGGUGGCUGGAAGACCGAUUGAACCGCGGAGAGGAGUCUGUUAAUGUGGAACAAUUUUGUGAGAUGUUGGAAAGCAGAGAUGCGCCAAGAGAAGAGUGUGAAGAGGCUUUUGGUCAGUUUGAUGCAGAAGGAGAUGGCGUGGUGGAUGUCGAAACUAUGUUGAUUGCCUUAAAGAACUCCAAUGGGGCAAAACUGCAGGGAGAACUGAGUCAUGUAAUCAGACAACUUCAGGCAUGCUCCCUUACUCCAGGUUUUGUUGACAUUUUCUCCAAGACCAAAGACAAGUUAGGGGCGCAUGCCUCUAAGAUCCUCAAAUUUUUACACAGGAACCGAAUUCCUAGCAGUGCCAUUCCUUUUCCUCCUUUAGAGGGCUACAACAGUAUCUGCACCAUGAGGUCCACCGUGGUCCAGGACUAUUUGGAGUUCCUUCUACAGAAAGAAAAAGAUUUAGAUAUCCAGUACAGGGCAGAGCUAAACCGGGAUCCAGAUGUUGAUAAGGUCAAGGUGGUCACUCAGUGUUACAGCACUAUUGAAGCAUCAUCUAAUAUUUCUGAUGUGUACAAAAUGACAAACGGUGAGACGUCAUCUUUCUGGCAGUCAGAUGGAAGUGCUCGUUCACACUGGAUCAGAUUAAAACUUAAACCAGACAUGGUUUUAAGGCGCCUGGCCAUUGCUGUUGCUUCCAAUGACCACAGCUAUAUGCCUCAGCUGGUUUCUGUGGCUGUCGGGAAAAAUCGACGUUCAUUGCUGGAGAUAAAAGAUAUCCGUAUCCCAAGCAACGUCACAGGCUACGUAGCCCUCUUGGAGAAUGCCAACAUUACAUACCCAUACGUUCAAAUAAACAUUAAGCGUUGCCUGAGUGAUGGGUGUGACACUAGGAUUCAUGGAUUGAAGACUUUGGGAUAUCAGAUCACCAAGAGUAAGGAAGUGUCUGUUUCGGAUGCUUCAGCCAUCUGGUACCUGUCGCUCCUCACCUCUUUGGUCACUGCUUCUAUGGAAACUAACCCAGCUCUGACCCAGACUGUUCUUCAGAGCACGCAAAAAACAUUAAAGCACAUGCCACCCUUGUCGCUAACGCCAUCAUCAGCAGAGUUCCCCUUCUCUUUGAACAUCUUGGAGGAAGUGGAUGGAUUUCUCUUAAGGAUAGCAGAUUAUUGUAUGAAUCCUGAAGCAGAGUUGACCCUCCUGGCCUUUGCCCUGGCUCGGGGCAGUGUCACCAAAGUCUUCCAUGCUCUAUCCAGCAUCUGUGACCACCUGGAGACCCAGUACAAAGCGGCGUCCCUCAUCGCAUCCAUGGCAUCAGUCAGACUACGGCUCCUCUACCGCAAUGGGAAGCAUAUCCAGUUGCACUUACAGGCGUGUGACGUAAAAAGUAAAGAGGAAAAAUCGGGCCCAGAAAACAUGUUGUCUGAGAGCUCUACUGCAGAUGGCUUUCUCACUGAAAAUGGCAAGAGGAAAGCCAGCAUUAUCCUUUCAACAGAAGAUCAGAGUCAUUUUCAAGUAACGCACAUGAAAAUAAAAGUGCGAAAAGGACCCAUCGGGGCAAGAUGUGGCUUAGUAUUUGCCUACAGGGAGGCAGACCCUUUUGAUGCUGAAAAACAUUUCAAUAGGUUCAAGAAAUAUGACUCAUGGGAAUACCGGGAUUACAAAGAUUUUGUUCAAACUAACGUUAAGACUGCGAGACUGUCUGAAGAUGACCCCAUUGGUUGGUUUGAGUUUGAGGAAGAUUGGAAUGAUGUCGAAAUCAAACUCCAGCAGUGCCGUGUUGCAAAGUUCCUGAUGGUAAAAUUCCUAUGCACCAGGCAGGACAGUGCAGAGCGCCUGGGGGUCCAGGCUCUCUGCUGCAACGGUUACCUCUGUCCCAAGGAUGAAAGGCUUGUAGAUUUGGACGAUCUGAGUUCUGAGGAAGAGAACACUGAGCUUGUCUCUGGUCUUUGCCUCCUGAACAAAACACUGUUCUUCAUACAGCAGCUGACCCAAGACAUGGAUGCCUCUUAUUUCAAACAGAAGUAUAUUCUCACCUUUGGCAAUCUUAACUUGAAUGUCUUUUGGGAGUUCUACCGUAAACUUGGGGAGAUAAAUGACAAUGAGGUGAUGAAGGCAAGAGUUCUCCUCUUACAGUUGAUGCAAAACUGUUUCCCCAUGUUUCCCAGUCCACUGGAGGCCCAGCCCUUCGAUGAAGCCAAAGGGUCAAAUGACGAGGCUGCGUGUGCUUCCACUUCCAUCAGCAAAGAAUCAGACUCAGUCAAGGGAGUGGAAGAACUGUAUUCUCACCUCUGCAAAAUUGUGGAUGGCCCAGAGGGGGAUACUUUGAUGACCAAAGCUUUGCAUAAAGAAGCAGUGAAGGCCAUCCUGAAUGGUGCAGCAGUUUUCUUUCCAGACAAAAGCAUUCGAAGGGAAAAACUCUUUCACAUGAUGAAAAACAUAACAGAAGAUCAACUCAAGUCCAUCAAAGUGACAUUCGAGUCACUCUGCAAUUACUUCAGUGAUCAGGAUCCUAGUGGUUUGCUGAUGCUUCCGCCCAAAGGAGCACCUGCUGACUUUGACAUUAAUCCCAUUAUGUCAGUAAUGGAGACCCUGCUCCUGGUGGCAACUAGAGAGUGUGACAUAAUCAUGGCUGAUGAGAGUGGCAGUGACAGUAGAGCAGUCUUGCUGUCCUUAUUCUGGGCUCUACAGGGCAGUUUGCUCUCCUGGUGCUACUUGCAGCUCAAGGGAAUUGUGUCGAGUCCAGAUACAAUGGACCUUGCCCGAGAGAUUCUGAUAAAAUACGUGGAGCUAUUCUUAAGAAAUAUUAAGAUGGUACUUCAAUCUAUGCUUGAGAAGUAUACUGUUGCUGAAAUAGCAGAGAAACUACAUCAUUCAAUUCUCGUCAUUGUAUUUCGACAACUGAUGAUCUUCCUCCUGGAGCUGUGCUCUCUGGACAUCCCUCACAGUGUGCUCCUGAACAGUUUCUCUUCACUUGUGGAGCUUCUUCGAAGUCUAUCGAAAGAUUCUGGAGACAUCCUCUCCAAGGAGAGUUCCCAGCAGCCUCAGCAGCCGGUCGUGCUGAGGACCUGGAACAUGGAGUCCACACAUAACUAUGAAAACAGUCGCCAUGAGACCAGCUUCUUUGCGUGUCCGGGGGCAACUGUUUUUGAGGUGGAGUUUGAUGACCGCUGUGAAACAGAAAAGAGAUAUGACUACCUAGAAUUUACAGAUUCUCGUGGUGGUAAAGUUCGGUAUGACAUGAAAGUGGGAACGGAGAAAUGGCCAAAAAAAGUCACAUUUGAUGCUGGCCCUCAGCUGCAGUUCCUUUUCCACUCUGACAGCAGUAAUAACGAGUGGGGUUUCAAGUUCACUGUCACAGCUUUAGGUCUGCCUGACAUUACCAUCUCCUGGAUGUCAGAUUUGGAGUUGCUAGUUGCACGCCUUAUGGGACGCUUUGCAUCAAGAACUUUAGGGCUUAAAUCACCCUACGAAAUACGCAGCCACGUAAAGAAGCUAUUACCUGGUAAAGUAUCACAUGUCCAGUCUUACCCUUUAUGGAAACCAAUUCUACGGCAUGGAUUGCGUGAAACAAGAGCAAGUGAUCAAACUAAAGCAGCUCCAGAGCAGUUAAGCACAUGGACGCACAAGGAUUUGUUAAACUUCUUAGAGGACUUUGCUCGUUGGAACCCCUCCCAAGAAGUUUCUGAUGGAAGAACGGAGCUAAUGAAAACGCUGAUGCAAUCCUGUAAAAAACAGCUGAUCAGAAAUGAGGUCGCAUCUGGUGCUAAAGCAGACCAAGCCGUUAAUGCAAUAUGGGCAGCCAUGGUAUACCACACACCAGCCCUCAACCUUGCACUGACAGCUUAUGUUAACCAAGAAUGUAAGUCGUUAAGUGAUGAAUUUACACAUGUGUACUUGCUGGCAGACAGCAUUCGAACUUGGAUGCUUGAAAUAAGACAGAGAUACUUGGUUCGAAAAAUGAACGUGCCUGAUGAGCAGCAAGUUGGAUUACAAGAGGUUACAAUUGAUUCACUUGCCAAUAUGUGCAUUGAGAAGAGCCUCCUGCUGUUCUGGUUUCCUCCAUGUGGUGCACAGGAGAGUGAAGCAAGUAAAGGAGUAGAUGGUACUGCUGCUCCUCUUGUCCGCUCCAGUUCAAUUUCAGAAAGUGACUUUCAGGGCAGCUCUACAGUGGGACCUUCAUCAUUGGGGAAUGAAGACAGCAACAGGAUAAAAGAAGGACAACACGAUCCCCCCAUCUUACAAACACAAACAUCCUGCUCAAACAGAAGGGGCCACAGGGGCUCCACAGAGAGCCUGUCGUCUCAGCCUGGGGAGCCAACCUCACCCUCCGCCUUCUCCAGGAAAGCUCCCUUCAGUCGAGCACGCCUCCGUCUCUUAUCCUGCCGCUCGUUCGAAGAGCCUCGCUUGGCACUGUCUGUAAAACAUCAGUAUCCAAUUCUUAAACACAUUCUAAAUUUUAUAAAGGACCAAGAACUCACAACCGCAAGCAUAUUACAGGCGCUGGCUCUGAACAAAGCUCAGGCUCUGAGUGUUUGCAACGUCCUGGAGAUGGUCCAGCAGUGCUUGCGCUCGCUGGGGAAGCCACAUCUUUUCCAGGCGCCUUGUAUUCUAUUCCUCCAAGAGCUUCUAGCCUGUCAGAAAGACUUCACAAGUUAUUUUUCCCAGCUAUCAGAAAGUGGGCAGAAACAAGGCGAGGAUGUGAGACGCUCAUAUCAUCAGUUGGUCCUUAUGCUUGUUGAGGCAGUCCAGGGUUUCAAUAGCCUAAAUGAUAAAGCUCUGCUUCCAGGGCUGUCGUGUGUUCAAACCUGCUUACUGCAUCUUCUUGACAUGAACUGGGACGUACUGGACCUGCCUCUGUUUUCAAAGGUUCUGCUUCCUGACAUCUUGCUUGCAAUGUCACAGGAGAACAUCAGUGUACAUGACAUUGCCAUCAGUCAGUGGACAGAAGAAGAUGAAAUUGCAGAUUACAAAAAGAACCAGGAGUGGAUGGAUGAGUGUAUGGAUGGGAUGUUUGAGAAAUGGUACGAUAAAAUUGAUGAGGAAGAUUCCAUGGAGGACCGGCGAAAGAUGCACAUGUUUAUAGCACGUUAUUGUGAUCUCCUCAACGUGGUGAUCUCCUGCGAUGGCUGCGAGCGAAUGGCCCCAUGGCACCGUUAUAGAUGCCUCCAGUGCAUGGACAUGGAUCUGUGCAAGACGUGCUUCCUAACAGGUGGGGCAAAGCCAGAAGGACACGAGGACGAUCACGAGAUGGUGAACAUGGAGUAUGCCUGUGACCAUUGUCAGGGCCUCAUUGUGGGCAGCCGAAUCAACUGUAACGUUUGUGAAGAUUUUGAUCUGUGCUUUGGUUGUUACAAUGCCAAAAAAUAUCCUGACAGCCACCUGCCAACGCAUAGGAUUACAGUUUACCCUAUGGUGACCAUUCGGAUCAGCGACCGCCAUCGUCUGAUUCAGCCUUACAUCCACAAUUACUCAUGGCUGUUGUUCGCUGCCUUGGCUCUCUACGCCUCUGACCUGAGUAGUGAGAAGCAGUGUGAUGGGGAAAGUCUUGACACAAACACUCUCAGUCUGGCCUCACAUUUGCAAACCCGCUGCUCUCAACUUAUCACAGAUUGUCUGCUCAAAGGGCAGGCUGGAAAAGGUCUGCGUUCAUCAGCUCUGCUCGCUCUGUUGCUGUCUAAUGAGUCGGGCUCAGACAGUGACACUUGUCUAGUCUCUCCCGAAUCUUCUCAGGAGCUCAGUACUGACGCCUCGUCACUUGCCGAAAGCACUGCUGCGAUAUGUUCUCCAACAUCCCCCAAAGACAAGAGUAAAGCAGUGAGAAAAGAGAUCAAAUCUCAGGAGAUUUGCUCAGUUCCAAAUGCUUCAGGAGAGGCAGUGACCAAUGUUGGUGACGGAGACAAAAGGAAGCUUGAUGCUCAGGAUACUUUGGAUUCCUCGAGCCUCAGCCAGACUCCUUCUGUAUCGAGUGAAGAUGCUCUCUCUCCGGUCGUUCGACAGUCCGGUCCAGAACCUGCUGUUAGUCUGGAAUCAAAUUCUCUUAAGAUGAAAGAGCAGAGCCUUCCUCCAUUUCCCCUACAGGAGCAUGUAUUUUCUGAGUGCUCCAAAGAGAGAAUCCUUGGACUUCUGGCAGCCAUGUUGCCACCUGCGUCUCCAGACUGUAUGCUUUCCUUGCCAAGUCUGGACACAAUCCUUCCACAGCUCUUCAGAGCAGUCAUUUCCAACGCUGGCUCUCUAAAUGAGACUUUCCACCUCACCCUGGGGCUACUCGGACAGCUCUUACGCCGGAUAACCCCAGUCGAGGCCGACGCUGCUGUGACCGAGGCACUGGCUGAUAAAUAUGAUCUGUUUGCUCAAGGAGAUGCCUGUCCAGACGGCCAAGGAUGGAAGACCACCCAACUGCUCUUCAGCCUCGGGGCAGUCUGUUUAGACAGUCGAAUUGGUCUGGACUGGGCGUGCACAGUGGCAGAUAUCUUGCACAGUUUGAAUACUUCACCUGAAUGGGGCGCCGUGAUUGCGUCCUUCACAGAUCAUUGCAUACAACAGCUGCCAAAUUCUUUAAAACGCACCAAUCUCUUCACUCUGUUGGUGUUAGUGGGCUUCCCUGAGGUUCUCUGCGUUGGCACCAAGACAGUAUUUAUUGACAACGCUAAUGAGAAACACAACAUGAUCUUACUGAAACAUUUCACAGAGAAAAACCAUGCUGCUGUGGUUGACGUUAAGACGAGGAAGCGAAAAACAGUUAAAGACUACCAACUAAUUCAAUCUCAUGAUUCAACAUCUGGUCCUUCACAACAGUCUGAGGCCGCCCAAAAUGCCCUUCUCGUUCGCUAUUUGACCAAUUUUACCUCCAUAAUCAGCCAUUUACUACAGGUGCCCACAGACAAUGCCUCUAGUAACGCUGUAGAGGCCUCAUGGGUUCUCUCGUUGGCUCUCAAAGGUCUCUACAACACGCUUAAGAAACACAGAGUAUCAGAAGCCCAACGAGCCAUUCACCAAGCCGGUCUAACGCAGCUGCUGGUCAGAAAGUGCAGCAAGGGAACAGGCUUCAGCAAAUUGUGGCUACUGCGCGACCUGGAGAUCCUUUCCAUCAUGUUGUACUCCUCCAAAAAGGAGAUCCACUCAAUGACGCAGGACCCUGAGCGAGAGCAAAAAGAGCAGGACAAGGAGCACGACUCGGACCAUUCCAGCUGCUGCACCGACGACGCCGACCCCAACAAGCCGGACCCCCUGGAAGGCCUUGACGAGGAGACGAAAAUCUGCUUUCAGAUUACCCAUGAUGCCUUAAAUGCCCCUCUGCCCAUCCUGAGAGCCAUGUAUGAAUUGCAGAUGAAAAGAACCGACUCGUUUUUCCUGGAGGUUCAAAAAAGCAGAUUUGACGGAGAGGAGAUAAAAACAGAUGAGACGAUUCGAACUCUUGCUCAGAAGUGGCAGCCGCUCAGACGUCCCAGGUCCGAAGAAAGGAACACUAAGGCAGUGGAUACUGACAUGAUUGUUGUCUCCUGUGUGUCCAAGCCCAGUCUGUGUGAAAAGGCCACAGAGGAGGUGAACGUAGUGGCCCAGAAGCUCAUCACGCACUCUGAGAGCGACCUGCAGCUCAACUACGCCAAACAGAGACGCACCAAGAGCUCGGCGCUGCUGCACAAAGAGCUGGAUGUGCGCAGCAAUCGGGCCGUGCGCCAGUACCUGGUGAAGGUGAACCAGGCCAUCGCCACGCUCUACGCCCGCCACGUGCUGGCUUCUCUGCUGGCCGACUGGCCCCUGGAGACCCCCCUGUGUGAGGAGGCCCUGGAGCUGAGCAGUGCCUCUCACAUGGCAUACAUCCUGGACAUGCUGAUGCAGCUGGAGGAGCGGCCGCUGUGGGAGAAGAUUCUUCAGAGGGUGCUGACGGGCUGCAGCCAGAACAUGCUGGGUAGUUUAUCUCUGACCGCCUGCCAGUUUAUGGAGGAACCUGGAAUGGCAAUGCAGAUCAGAGAAUCAAAGCAUCCAUAUGACAACAACACCAACUUUGAGGACAAAGUGCACAUCCCUGGAGCAAUUUACCUGUCCAUAAAGUUCGACUCGCGCUGCUUUACUGAAGAAGGCUGCGAUGAGCUGAUCAUGUCCAGCAGCAGUGACUUUUUGCAGGAUGUUCAUAAUUUCAGCGGCUCUCCUCAGAAAUGGUCUGACUUUGAUAUUCCUGGUGACACCCUCUACUAUAGGUUUAUGUCCGACAUGAGUAACACAGAAUGGGGUUACAAAUUCACCAUCACUGGAGGUCACAGAGGACGCUUUCAAACGGGUUUUGAGAUUUUGAAGCAAAUGUUAGCCGAGGACCAGGUACUAAAUCUCUUGCCACUCAAUGACAUCUGGGAGUGGCAGGUGGGUGUGGCGUGUCGGCAAACCGGAAACCCUCGCCUCAAAGCAAUUCACCUGCUGCUGCGUCUCCUGCAGUGUCGAUCUCAGACAACGUGUGAUCUCACGUUGCUGAGACCUCUAUGGCAACUGUUCAUGUCGAUGGAGAACAGCGUGAGUCAGGAUCCCACGUCUGUCACGGUGCUGCUGCCUCUUCAUCGCGCUCUCACUGAGCUCUUCUUCGUUGCAGAAGCACAAGCCACAGUGCAGGGUGUUCUGCAAGAGUACUUAUUGGCAAUGACAACAGAUGAACAGCUCCAAAACCACACAGCCUUGGCUCUGAAGAAUAUUGCUGCCAUCAGCUUGGCGAUGAAUUACUCUAACAAAUCGACCAAGUUAAUCAACAUGUCAUCGUGA